AGCGGAAGGAACUCUCCGUCUCUGCAUCAACUAUCGUGGUCUUAACCGCUACACGGUUAAGAACAGCUAGCCUAUGUCUCGUUUUGAUGAGUUGUUCGACCGCCUAGCAGGCAACCGCUUCUUUGCCAAGAUUGAUCUUCGUAGCGGUUACCGUCAGAUCCGCGUCACUGCAGCCGACCAGCCGAAGACAGCGUUCCGAUCGCGCUUCGGCCACUACGAGUUUACAGUGAUGUCAUUUGGCCUCACCAACGCACCCGCUACCUUUCAGACGGCGAUGAACGACAUGUUCAAGGACAUCCUGGAGCAGUACGUUCUCGUAUAUCUCGACGAUAUUCUGGUCUACAGUCACACCAUUGAGGAGCACCUCAGACACCUCCGCGACGUCCUUGACUGCUUGCGCAGACAUGGCUUCUACGCCAAGCUGAGCAAGUGCCGCUUUGCCCAGCACAAAGUGAAUUUCUUAGGACACUACGUGUCUGACCAGGGUCUCCACAUGGACGACACGAAGAUCACUGCUAUUGCGGAGUGGCCUGUCCCCACAUCCUCCAAGCAGCUUCGCAGCUUCCUAGGCCCGACCAGUUACUAUAGUAAUUCAAUUCAGGGAUACUCUGGGUAUUCCUACGUCCUUACCUCCACCCUCCUCCGGAAGAACCCACCCUGGGCUUGGACACCCCUCCACGAGGAUGCCUUCCGCGCCCUAAAAAAGGCGGUGACAUGCACACCGGUUCUUCACCUACCCGAUUUUGAUCGCUCUUUUAUCCUUACCACCGAUGCGUCAGACUUUGUUGUAGGAGCAGUGCUUUCUCAGAUCUUCCCCUCCUCUUCUGAUUCCCCUCAUCCUCGUAUCUCUCGCUUCCCACCACCUACCCCUACCAUUGCUUCCCGACUGACGCCUACUCGUCCAGCUACUGACGAGCCUUCUAUUGACUAUUCUCCUACCAUCGCCGAGGACAGCACUGUCGAGUCUCGCUCAGGUGAUUGUCCGAUAGCCUUUUACUCCCGUCAGCUUCUGCCCGCCGAGAUAAACUACACUGCUGAUGAACGUGAGGUUCUCGCAGUAGUUUAUGUCGCAGGGCACUGGCGCCACUACCUGCACGGGGCACCAUUCACGGUGCGCACGGACAACUCUGUUGUCCACGCUUUUCUGACAAAGUCGAAGCUCACUCCCCGACAGGCUCGCUGGUGGCGCGACCUAUCCGAGUUUAGUUUCACCACUGAGCACAUCAAGGGUGAGACUAAUCGGGUCGCAGCUGCCUUAUCCCCGCGCCCUGACCACAACAAGGAGCAGAUCCAGCUCUCUUCCAUCUCGGUCACCACUGUCCACGACUCGGUGAUCGACGAGUUUCGCACUCAGUACCGCCACUCCGCCGACUAUCGCGAUAUCCACGCGACCCUUUGGAGUGGCAAGACUGUCCCGAACUACUCUCUCAGGGACAACGGUCUCGUGUACUGGCACGGUUCACAGGGCACCAGAGAGCCCCGUAUUUGUGUUCCCUCCACUGGACAGCUGCGUGUCCGAGCAGUAGCAGAGUUCCAUGACCAGGCAACCGCCGGUCAUAUGGGUUUCCACAAGACGUUGGCUCGUGUGAGCCGCCUGUACGUCUGGCCGAAGCGCAAGGACUUUGUGAAGGACUACGUCGCAGAGUGUCCCACCUGUCAGGAGGUGAACAGUGCGAACCACCUGCCUUAUGGUUUGCUCCAGCCUCUUCCUAUCCCUGAGGGUCAUUGGCAGUCCAUCUCAAUGGACUUUAUCGAUCCUCUUCGUCCUCCGACCCCCCCGCGGUCAUGAUGCUAUCCUGGUCGUCGUCGACCGCUUCACGAAGCG
Chara braunii is the source of this 1825-nucleotide messenger RNA. The record is from the annotation of a GenBank genome assembly. NCBI's taxonomy places the organism in Eukaryota, Viridiplantae, Streptophyta, Charophyceae, Charales, Characeae.